Scleropages formosus (Asian bonytongue) is the source of this 1517-nucleotide messenger RNA. It is a transcript of the gene lsm11, whose product is annotated as LSM11, U7 small nuclear RNA associated. The record is from RefSeq and is a predicted model, not a curated record. Gene Ontology annotation, molecular function: U7 snRNA binding. Gene Ontology annotation, cellular component: U7 snRNP. The transcript has 4 exons. Gene Ontology annotation, biological process: mRNA 3'-end processing by stem-loop binding and cleavage. NCBI's taxonomy places the organism in Eukaryota, Metazoa, Chordata, Actinopteri, Osteoglossiformes, Osteoglossidae. The coding region runs from base 140 to 1144 and encodes 334 amino acids.
GACUAUCUCGCUCAUGAAAGCUUUAGUAAAAUUCUAUUUUACUGAGAGUGUUUCUAGAACGUCCUCUGGCUCCCCCUGGCGGGCAAUAAAGCAGUGGCGGACCGAUUUCCCAUGAUCCUCAGCUGCGGCUUUUUUAAACAUGGAUGAAGAAGAGAGAAAAAUGGAAGGAAAUCUGUGGACAGAGCGUGAGAAGGAUAAAGAGACAUCAUGUGCGAGAAAUCGUGAUGAGGCAGAUAAUGCGGACAUUGACUCGAAACUGGAUGUGAGUUCGGAUCAGUUUGACCCCCUGCUGGCGCUCUACUCCCCCGAGAUCCGCCUGCCGUACCCCAACAUCAGGUGCUUCAACAACAUCUCCGAAUAUGAGAGCUUCCUCAAAGGAGGCCGCGGCAGAGCGAAGCCGCAGAACGUGGAGAAGAAGAGACGGAAGGCCCAGAAGGGCGUCGCGGACCCGGAGAGGAUCGAGAGGCUGAAAAAGCUUAUGGUGAACGCGGCGCCGGCGGAGGAGCAGGAGGAGGGCGAGCCGGGGGGUGGCGGCGCUAGCAGGAGGUCUGUUCGGAUGAGGAAGGCGCCCAAAAACGUCCUGACGAGGAUGCCGUUGCACACCGGAAGUCCGCUCGGCGAACUUUUCCGCUGCGUGCAGGAGAGGAUCCGGGUCAAAGUUCACAUCCGCACGUUCAAAGGGCUUCGCGGCGUCUGCUCGGGCUUCGUAGUGGCCUUCGACAAGUUCUGGAACUUGGCCAUGGUGGAUGUAGAUGAGACCUACAGGAAGCCGCUGCUGGGAGAAGCCAUUCACCAUGAGCGUGCGCUCACUGUCACCAGGCUGUUUGACAGGUUGAAACUGCAGGAAAGCCCAGAGUUCAGGUUGGCGCAACAGAAGCAAGCCGUCCUCAGGGACACGGAGGAAAAGACCCUGGCAUCUGAGACCUCCGUGCAGGAACCCAUCCCUACAGAUAAGCCGGGAGUGGGUGCGUUAACACCCCGCGGCCAGGGACCGAGGAUGGAGGAGGUCCGCAGCUCCACGUCUAAAGAAGGACACGGAAAGAUGUGCGCAUCCAAGGUGGAUUACCAGAUGGUGCACACACGACACAUAAACCAGCUAUUCAUCCGAGGUGAGAAUGUCCUUCUCAUCAAUUUACAGCCGUAGGAUCAGCCUCUCAGGAACACCAUGCUGCUGUUCAACGGAAUUUCAAUAAUAAGUGAGCUUCAGUAGUAAGUAUCACUACUGGAGAUACCCAGAAAUUUAAACAUUACAGAAAUAAAGUGAUAGAUGGUCUCAAGCAAUUUACCAAAGGCCUCCUGAUUUCAACAAACACAUAUUACCCAUGUAGGACACAUGUAUUGGUACACAGGUGGAUUUUGUUAUAAUGAACUGUGACACUGGUUGACAGUUUACACCAGGGUGCUCCUUAUGUUCUGUAGAGUAACAUGUUUGAUUUAAAUAGACUAUACACUGCUUACUUAUUGCAAGUUGGUACAGCUGAGGUGAUUUAGCCUUAUAGUAAGCGGCACAUCUUUUC